CGGGCCCGGAUCCCCGCCGCCCCGCUCGCUCGCUCGCUGGGCCCGCGCCGCCGCCGCCGCCGCCGCUACCGCUACCGCCGCCGCCGCCGCCGCCAUGGCGGAAGUCCACAGACGUCAGCAUGCUCCGGUUAAAGGAGAAGCCCCCGCGAAAUCCUCCACACACAGACAUGAGGAGGAGCUGGGGAUGGCGCCGGCCGAAACGCUGACGGUGUUCCUGAAGCUGCUGGCCGCCGGCUUCUACGGCGUGAGCUCCUUCCUCAUCGUGGUGGUCAACAAGAGCGUGCUCACCAACUACAGAUUUCCAUCCUCGCUCUGUGUUGGACUUGGCCAGAUGGUGGCCACGGUAGCAGUUCUCUGGGUGGGAAAGGCACUCAGAGUUGUCAAGUUUCCAGACUUUGACAGGAAUGUACCUCGAAAGACGUUUCCACUACCUCUGCUGUAUUUUGGGAACCAAAUCACUGGACUGUUCAGCACAAAGAAACUGAACUUGCCCAUGUUUACAGUUCUGAGACGGUUCUCUAUUCUGUUUACCAUGUUCGCUGAAGGAGCUCUACUCAAGAAGACUUUCUCUUGGGGUAUUAAGAUGACUGUAUUCGCAAUGAUUAUUGGAGCCUUUGUAGCUGCCAGCUCUGACUUGGCAUUUGAUCUGGAAGGAUAUGUUUUUAUUUUGAUCAAUGAUGUCCUGACAGCAGCAAAUGGAGCAUACGUGAAACAGAAGUUAGAUUCGAAAGAGCUGGGAAAGUAUGGGCUUCUCUACUACAAUGCACUGUUCAUGAUCCUACCCACCCUGGCCAUUGCGUAUUUCACAGGAGAUGCACAAAAGGUGGUGGAGUUUGAGGGCUGGGCUGACACCCUGUUCCUGCUGCAGUUCACUCUCUCCUGCAUGAUGGGGUUUGUCUUGAUGUAUGCUACGGUACUCUGUACUCAGUAUAAUUCCGCUCUUACCACAACAAUAGUUGGCUGCAUUAAGAAUAUAUUAAUAACUUAUAUCGGGAUGGUCUUUGGUGGAGAUUAUAUUUUCACAUGGACAAAUUUUAUUGGCCUAAAUAUCAGUAUUGCUGGAAGCCUGGUGUAUUCUUACAUCACUUUCACCGAAGAGCAGCUGAGCAAACAGUCAGAGGCCAGUAACAAGCUGGACACUAAGGGGAAAGGAGCAGUUUGACCCAAUGGCACCAGCUCCACGGACCCUGAAGACACUGAGGCGUCCUAAUUGUGGGGAGUAAUACUCCUUUGCAAUUGUACGACCCUAGGGUUGAUUGCUGCCUUUGAAAAUGUAUUGACUGUAUGUUAACUAUGUUUGAAUUAAUUUAUAUCAGACUGGAAAAUGUACUGGGUGGGUUUUAAUUUAUUUUUCUUCUUUGACAGUGAAGCAUCAGUGUUUUGAAAUCUUUUACUCUGUUGCUAUCCAGGUGACUCUGACAGUAUAUACAAUGUGUUCCAGCUAGAGCUGCCUUUCAGCGGGCUGCCUCUGCAGAUAGUGCAGCUGGAAAUGCGGCUGAGGAUCUGACAUUUUUUUCCUCCUUUCUCUCUCUCUCCUUCUUCCUACUUUUCCUCCUCCUUUUUUAUUGCAUUGUCUUCAUAGUAUCACCUUAUUUGCCAAAGGUGAUGGCUUUGGCACUAAAGGCCCCAUGAGGCUAGAUUGUGUGGGGUGAGCAGAGCGUGCCUUGGAAUGUCUGAUUCUUUUUUAUUCAGUAGGAGACAAGCAAGGGUGGAGGAAGCUGGCCAUUUACUCAGUUAUUCAUUCAAGUAUAAUGCAUUGAAUGUACCUGUUGGCCAUUGUGCUGAGUGCUGGGAUAUAGAGAUGAGUUGUUGGUGGUUGAAACACCCAUCCCUGCCAUAGACUGAAUGUAAGAUGGAGAACUUGAUUCUCUGUCCAACUGGAAAACUCUGGGAAUGUGUGCCAGUUACUUCAGCCCUCUGGAACUAAUGUGUGCCAGUUACUUCAGCCCUCUAAUCCCAUAGAAACACCUGCCCUUCUUCCCCACAGCCAUGAGUCCAGAGCCCACAAUAAGAGAUCAAAGAGCUCCAGUCUUGAAGCCAGCACAGCAGUGGCUCAGCCUGGCCCUUCUCUCAGUGGGACAGAUAGUCAAAGUGGCUACCAUGUUCCUCCCCAUGCCUUCAUCAUGUGGAUGUAGUUGUUAUUCUUUGUAUUCUUGUUUGCAGGUCCCCAUGACAAGGCAGGGGCCCACAUUAACUGACUAGUGUGAGGGAAGAGCUAGGCAGGUGUCUUUGUGUUGUUGGGACUUGGUCUUUCCUUGGCAAACUCUAGUCCCUUCUCCCUUAAAUGAUGUGAGGUCAGCUCUCAUCUGCAGCUGCACCCUCCUGCUGUGCUUCCUCAUUCUGAGAGAAGCGCUGAAUGGAUACUGCCUGACCUGCCUGACCUGUUUGCCAAGGCUGGGUGGCAUGGCUCAAGAGACAUCACUGGCUUUGGAAGUGGGUGUGUUUUCUUGGGCCAGCAGUCAAUUGCUAGGGGCAGGACACUCACCUGUGUCUUGUUCCUGGUGAGCAGCUGACUCCUGGCCUAAACAGCUUGUAUUUUUGUGUCUCAAUGGUGAAUAGGAAAGUUUUGAUUUUUUUCCCCCUUAUAUUUGAAAUUUUUUAUCUGGAGGCUCCAUCUUGCAUAUAAAUUUUUUAAGAAUGCACAUCUGCAAGUUUUCUGUAAUCUUGUAUCAGAAAUCUGUGGAAGGUUUUAGUCCAUAAAGCUGAGGCUGGCUCUCCACAGUGUUUUUCUUUAUUGGUUGCUUCACAGGUCCACAGGGGUGCUAGGUCUGGGCACCUUUGCUAUCCUUACUGGGGGCUUAUAGUGAGUAAAGACAUAGCGACCAGCACUUUAUUAAGCCUGCAGACAAAUAGGACAUAGUCUGUAACUCUCAUGUGUAUACUUGUUCAGCCCGAGGUCUGAGAUUACCUGAAAGGACACAAAUGAAUAGAAUAAGACCUGCCUGCAGUUUUGAGUGCCACUGAUUUUAGCCCAGCCUGAAAGAACUAGGUUCCAUUUCAGAGGACAUGGACCCUAGAUCAUCUUUUAGCUCUGAUGAGCCAUGCAAGUCUUAGAACUGCCUACCUGAGUCCUCCUCUGACGUGGAUGCUCUUUUUUCCCACAUCUGUGCGUUGCUGGUUUCUCCCAUGAACAGGCUAUAAUGGACUUUUCCUUCCCUGGGGAAAAAUACGGAGAAAGUGCAGUGCCCACUGCAUUCGGCACACAGCAGAAGCAGGCCUGUUGUCCUCUCAUGGCGGACUGUGCUCUUUCAGUGCUGGCCAGAUAGGGCACACACAUGCUUCUGGAGCACAGGCUUCCACCUGCAGAUGCUGAGGCCAUAGUCUCUGUCCCCGAUCUUUUUGAAAACAAAACAAAAAUAGUCUCCGUAUAAUUAUAGCCACUGUGAGUUUGCUUUUCUAAAAGGAAAUUAUUUUCAUUAUUAUGAAGACACAUUUGAAAAGGGAAAACUAUGUUAACUAUGUUCCACCUCAGUGGGAGACAGCUGCAUUUCAGAAUGGUGGCUCAAUGGAGACUCAGCUGUCAGCCUAAGGUGGCUCCCAGGCCUUCCUCACUCACCUCGGAGCUAAACACCCUGGACUCCAUCCAGUCUCUGACACCAUCGCUUUCCUAAGCCUGCUUUCUACUCCUACUGACCACCUGUGGGAUGGAGAGAUACUCUAGUGGUUUUUUAAACUUUAUUUUGAAAAUAUUUUUUUAAAAAAGAAAUCUACUGGUUAGAUUUUAUUGUCUCACAGAAAUGUUUUUAGAGAUUAUUUUGUUCACAUUUCCUUUCUCAUGCUGUUGACUGACCUAUGCCUACAGGCGUUCACCUCUCACAAUGUCUUUUUCAAUAUAGAUUUUCCUUACCAACUUACUGUUUUUAAGAGGUACUGAGCAUUGAGGUAUGUAAAUCAGGUGACAUAAACAGGAAAAAUCAUGUGCCUAAAUAUUUUUUUAAUGAUGUCAAAUAAAUACUUUUUCUGGAAAA
Molecule: messenger RNA, 3968 nt
Organism: Psammomys obesus (fat sand rat)
Lineage: Eukaryota; Metazoa; Chordata; Mammalia; Rodentia; Muridae
Gene: Slc35d1
Product: solute carrier family 35 member D1
Exons: 12
Coding region: 95-1162 (355 amino acids)
Cellular component (GO): Golgi apparatus
Molecular function (GO): GDP-fucose transmembrane transporter activity; antiporter activity
Source: RefSeq, a predicted model, not a curated record